Molecule: messenger RNA, 645 nt
Organism: Daucus carota subsp. sativus
Lineage: Eukaryota; Viridiplantae; Streptophyta; Magnoliopsida; Apiales; Apiaceae
Exons: 1
Coding region: 1-645 (214 amino acids)
Source: RefSeq, a predicted model, not a curated record
AUGCCGUCCAUACAACGCCUCAAGGAUCUGUUACAUGAACAGUUCACCAUUAAGGAUCUUGGCCCUGUAAAAUAUUACCUUGGAUUAGAGGUGAAGAGGACUCAAAAGGGUAUCUUUCUCAGUCAACAAAAGUUUAUUAAUGACUUACUUGAGGUGGCCAAUUUGUCACAGGCCAAUCCUCUCUCUGUUCCUUUCGAUCCUCAUAUUAAGUUGUAUGACUCUGAUGAGUCUGGACCACUCCUCUCUAAUGCUACAGUAUAUCGAGCAUUAAUAGGAAAGCUGUUAUACCUCACUACUACUCGGCCAGAUGUGGCUUUUUCGGUUCAACUUCUGAGUCAGUUCUUGCAUGCACCUCGACUCAAGCACAUGGAAGUUGUUCAUCGUGUGCUCCGUUAUCUGAAACUCACAAUGUCACAUGGUCUGUUUUUCCCUUCGGACAAUCCUCUUAAUUUCCAAGGUUUUUCAGACAAUGAUUGGGGAGCUUGUCCUCUUGAUCGUCGUUCUGUGGGAGGUUAUGCUUUCACAUUGGGACCAGCUGUAAUUUCAUGGCGUUCCAAAAAGCAGGCAUUAACAUCACGGAGUUCUGCAGAAGCAGAAUAUCGUGCGCUUGCAGAUGCUUCUUGUGAGGUUUUAUGGCUCAAGUAG